GCAGUGAGGAGAGGCACUUACAGCAGCCUGUGCUCCUCUCUUCUCAGGCUGAGGCUGACAGAAAAAAACACCCUGUUUUAUUUAAAGAGAUCGCCUUUAGGAACUGGGUAACACUGACUCAAAUUCCACUGCCAGGGAUUGCACAUUCCAGAAACUACCAUUUGACAUACGAGAAGGGUAACUAUGGCCAGGAUUAUGAAGGAGGACCUAAAUGUCAUGAUGCAGGAGGAGGCUGCAGACAUCUUCCUCGAAGGAGUGUCCUCUCCUGGCCCAGAGGUCAUGGCAGCGGUGCCUCACUCCCCUGGGGGCCCCAAUGGCAUCAUUCGGAGCCAGUCCUUCGCUGGCUUCAGCACCCUUCAGGAGAAACGCUCACGGUGUAACUCCUUCAUAGGGAACACGCUGGUGCUGAAGAAGCCCCCGUCCAAGCCAAAGAAGUCACACCAGUCAGGACACAAGGCCAGCAGCAGCUCCCGGGAGCCGCACCCCAAGAGAGUGGAGGAGGUGUAUAGGGCCCUGAAACAGGGCUUGGUUGAGUACCUGGAGGUGCACCAGGUGGAGCUGGACAAACUCACAACCCUGAUGAAAGAUAUGACACAGAACUCCAGACUGGGGGUGCUGUAUGACCUUGACAAGCAAAUCAAGACAAUAGAGCGAUACAUACGUCGGCUGGAGUUCCACAUGAGUAAGGUUGAUGAGCUGUAUGAGGCUUUCUGCAUUCAGAGGUGCCUACGGGAUGGAGCCAGCAGGAUGAAGCAGGCUUUCUCCACAUCGCCAUCCUCCAAAAGCUCACGAGAGAGUCUGGCUGAGGUCAACCGUCGCUAUAAGGAGUACAGCGAAAAUAUGAGCAGCUUUGAAGAUGAAAUGGAGAACCUGUUGGGAGAGUUUCACAUUAAGAUGUGUGGUCUAGCUGGCUUUGCUCGACUCUGUUCGGGAGAUCAAUAUGAAGUCUUCAUGCGUUAUGGCCGCCAGCGCUGGAAGCUGAAGGGUCGCAUUGAAGUGAACUCCCGGCAGAGCUGGGACGGAGAAGAGAUGGUGUUCAUGCCCCACAUCACAGAGCUCAUCUCCAUCAAGGUGUCAGAGUUGAAAGGCUUGGCCAACCAUGUACUGGUGGGCAGUGUCAUCUGCGAAACCAAGGACCUGUUUACAGCCAUGCCUCAGCUUGUUGCUGUGGAUGUCAAUGACCUUGGCACCAUCAAACUCAACCUGGAGGUCGCUUGGUUUCCAUUUGAUGUGGAGGACCUGACUCUAUCCUUGGGGAACCUAUCUAAGGCCGUCGCCCUGCAGAGACGAGUGUCUGUGUACAGCCAGGGAACGCCUGAGACACCCAUCUUCCAGGACUCCUCGUACUUUUGGGACCCGCGGCUGAAGGAAGGCCAGCACUUGUCUUUUUUCAGUGCCUUGCGCGACACCUUCUUAGCCAAGUUGAGACACAGCCGCUCGUAUGGGGACCUCCCCUCCCUGCAGCUGUGCCCCAGGUCCAGCGUGGAGGUCUAUUCGACCCUGGCGGACGAUGUCUUUGAGAACGGUGGGUGCGGUGUGACCGAGUGCAAGCGGCUGUCCUUCACCUUUUCCGACACGCCCGGGACCAGCCCCCUCCCUCUUCCCAGCUGGUCCAACCCUGCCAUUAUGGUCACGCCCCCUGAGAACGACUGGCAGUCUUUGCAGUCGGAGAGCACAGGAGAUGGGGGGCGGCAGAAAGAGGACGAUGGAGAGGAGGAUGAGGAUGACGAUGAUGAGGGGAGCAUUAGCAUUAGCCUGGCCAGCGAGGCUGGGUCCGAGUGGGAGGAGCAGAUUGAAAGUCUGGACAAUAGGUCGGCAUCCCUGGGCUCGGACCGGAUGUCCGCCUCGGACAUCUUCCUGGACCGCUCUGUGUCCGAGGCACUCCUGCAGGACGACGAUUCGGAGCUGAAGCCCUUGGAGCUGGAUGCUGAGGAGGGCAACCUGACCAAGCAGCUGGUGAGGAGGCUGACCUCCGCGGACGUGCUGCCAGACCCCGUGCGGCCAGAGGGGGCCCUGGGCUGGGGGAGCAGUCUUGAGGAGGCCUUCCAUGGCCUGCUGCUGACCCUGGAGGGCCUGCAGGAGAAGAGCAGGGAGGUGCAGGAGCUGGAGCAGGAGGUUCUGCAUCUGGAGGAUGUGCUGAAGAGCAGAGCUCCCACACACAGGAGCAGGUCUUCAAGCCUCAGUCUGACAGUGGAGAGCGCUCUCGAGAGCUUCGACUUCCUAAAUACCUCAGACUUUGAUGACAAUGACACAGGUGAUGAUGAGCUCCCUCAUUCAGCGUUCUUCGACAUGGAGACAGAGAGGGUUGGGGCGAGUCAGCACCCUGAGGCCAGGGGCCAUCUGAGUGAGGCUCUGACAGAGGACACAGGGGUGGGGAAUAGCAUGGCCGGCACCCCCCUGCCCCUCACCUCCGGCAGCGAGAGUCUGGACCUGGCCAUCACCAGGCACCUGCAGUACUGCUGCCACCUUGUCCAGCUCCUGUCCAGCAGAGGGAGCCCCUCCAUUACCAGACCCCAGCUCCUGAAACUCACCUCUCAGACCCGGCUGCUGGAGGAGCUGGGAGAUAUAUUUGCCAACCGGCAGGGAUCCAUUGACACGCCUGCAGAUGUGCUCCCUGGACUGGCAGAGAGACCAGCAGUGCUGUCUUUCUGGCUGGAGCUCAGUGGUCCAGGCAGCCCAUUCCACAGCUCUCUGGACAGAGUACUGAAGUUCCUGCACCACAGCUUUACUGCAGCCCUGCAGGAGAGACACCCAGACACUGCGCACACAGUAAUGCGGCUGGUGAUCACUGAAAUGAUGGACAGGAGUGAGCUGGUCUCCUCCCCCUGCCUGUCACCACCUGCCCCAAACCAGGACAUCCUCACUGUGUUCCAGUUCCACAGCUACGCCUGCACUCACAGCAUACACAGCAUGGAGGAGCACUUUCGGCACGUGGCUGAGGAAGCUGAAUUUGUGGCUUCUCUGCGCUCUGGCGACCUCGAGUGGACACUCAGGGAACUGCAGGAGGUUCAGGCCUCAAGUUUGUGGCCCCAGGAGGAGACGCUGAGGGCCCUGGCUGCGCUCCUAGUGACCGAUACUCCACGGCUCAGGAAGGCUGCAACCGCCUUCCUCAUUUCAGCCUCUACUCACUUGCCCUUCAGGUCGAAGGCGGUAGAUUGCUACAUUCAGGCUCUGUCAGAGGCAGGAGUCCAGACUCAGAGAGCAGCCUGUGUCGCUCUCAGCUGCAUACAGGCCAGUGAGAGCACUGAGGCAGUUGUGGCCUUGUGCAACUCAGCCGAUGAGGAACUUCGCCAUGUUGCCAUAGAAACCCUACUUACCUUUGGUGAGAAAGGGCAGCUGGCAUAUGAGCAGCUGGAUACGGCUCCCAGGGAGAUGGUGCGUCUGGGCACACGGAGAGGAAAUGGGGUCACCACGGCCCUCUGAGGGCCCCCAGCGCAGCCUGUAGACUGAAGGAACCCGCGGAGGGGACUCCAGUUGGGCGUAGCCCUGAUACUGCUUUCAUUCAGAGACUGAAGCAACUCACAGAUGUUCAUUCUGAACCAUUAAGCCAUUUCUGUGUGUGCAGACUUUGUUAUCAGAACUAUUAUUCUAAUAUUUACAAUUUGUCAUUUGUGUUCUUACUAUUAAUUGAUAAUGUUAAUAUUAUUAGUUUUUAUUGGUGAUAGUCACAAUUUCAUUUGCACUUUGAAACUGCACCGUAAUAAGCAGAUUGGGACAGAAUAUUGUACAUUGUAAAAUGUGGCAUAUCAUGCUUUAUUUCUUUUUCUAUAUUUGUCUCACAUUUGACUUUCAUUUCGAGAAUUUUUUAUCUAGAACAAUUAUUCUUUCUAACCACAGGGUCCGUACAGUCCCACAGCCUCAUAAAUGGUUCAGAUGUUGGGAAGCUUGUCUGAUUGAUUCAUGUUCAUUUCUAACAACCAGUAAUGGGAGAAGGACAUGUUCCCCAUAAGAGGGCGAUGGCAGUAUACCAGUCAUGUGAGAGCGACGUCAUCCCCUUCAUAAGAAGGGUGUGACAGUAUAGUGUAAUGGUUAGGAAGCUGAGCACUGCUGUCCUACCCUUGAGCAAGGUUCUAAACCUGAAUUGCUUUAGUCAAUAUCCAGCUAUAUUGAUGGAUUGUAUGUUACAUUAAAGAAUGUAAGCUGUGUAAGUCUUAGAUAGUCAGAUAGUCUUAUCUAGCCACUCUGGAUGUACUUAAUGCCUAAAAUGUAAGAUUUCAUGUGGGUUAAUAAUAUGCUGUCAAUCACAGAUUUACUCUUUACUAACACUGUGAUUGCUUAAAAUAAAAUAAGUAAUUGAUUAUGAAAAUGAGUAAUCACACUACAUGGAUCUGUUAUUUCUCCUGAAUAUAUUUUUGACCACAACAGAAAAUAUAAUUAUAGAAUCUUUCUUAAAAUGAAAUUGUUUAUGUGAGGCACACAACAGUAAUACCACAUUGUUGGGACACAAAUUAAUCAUGCCUCAAUUAAUUCAAAAAAAGGAUAUAUUCGUUUUCAGCCCACUCUUCAAGCUCAGGGACCUCCCAUUUUAGUCUUGUAUAAGUUUUAGAAUGGGCAUUUCUGUCUAUACCAGGAUAUUUAUUUUAUGAGAGAGCUGCCAUCAUCUACUGAGACAGUGUCUAUUCUGAACACCUUGAGGCAGUGGUCUGAACAUGGUGAUUUGAUGAGGAAAGUGCACUUUUGCUCAAGACAAUGGUAAAUUGUGUCCUGUGGAUUGCUUAGAUCAUUGUUGUCCACUCCUGGACCCAGAGGUACACAGUCCUGAGAAUUUAAAAUAUUUUAUUGCAUUAAUUACUUGCUUUCAAGCAUCAUUAUUGAGGGUUGCUUACAUAGUUCAGUCUUGUACGUACUGCCUUUGUGCUACCAAAUCAAGUGGAGUAAUGAAUUGGUUUUGUCAAUAUAUUCAACUAGAGUUGUGUUCUUCACAAAAUAGAUCAUUUUUACUUCAUGUAUCCUUUAACUUUUUUUGUUUGACUGUAUAUUUACUUUACAUUUCUUUAUGACAUACAGUAUGUAAUAUGUAAUAUAUCAAAAACAAAAGGUGUAGCUGUUCUCUUAAUAAUGUACUAUACAAGUGGUUAGUAACUAGUCGCUACUUUUUUGGACCCUGAGAUAUUGGUGUAUAUUGCGUGUGAAAUUCAGAAACUACCGGAAUCCUCUGUGGUCUUCUAUAUUAAGGCUAAGAUGGUAAGAAAUAAGGAUGAUACAUAUAGUUGAGAACUUGCUUGUUUAGGUUACCUGCUGAUGGAAUUUUGAUUUGUAUUAUCUUACAUAUUUUUAUUACAAGGAGCAUUUGGUAAUUUGGUAAAGGACUUAUGGUUUGCACUUAUUAAUUCCAACCAAGUAUUUUGCCACAAAAUGAUUCUGACUGACAAAAUAUGUACUCCUCCCAGAAACAUCAAGGCAUAUUUCCAUAUAUAACAGAGCACAAGUAGCCAAAAUUGAUAUUAAUAUUAACCACAAACCUGACCCUCAAACAAACUAAAUGAUGAUUGACUGCAUUAUUUCAACAGUUUUUUUUUGUUGUUGUUCACAUUUCGCACAGAAAUAACUUUUCUUACUUAAGAAACAAACAUUGUUUUCCUUCUGUCAUUAAUUGUAUGUUAUGAUGAUAUGAGAAACCCAUUAAUUAUCUUUAUCUGCUCUGUACACAAAUAUGUUACUUCUUCUUAAAUGAAUUAUCUGUACAGAAUUAAGUGACCUACACUGUAAGAUCCAUUGAGGCUUGGGUCCCCCUUAUUCUGGUUUUGUUUGGUUUCCACUCUGUUUAUGAGGUUAUCAUUUUCUGCUUGUGGCAAUAAAGUUUAUUUUUGCAUAAUUAUAUACACAA
This is a messenger RNA of Conger conger (European conger), 5827 nucleotides long. Its product is annotated as rho family-interacting cell polarization regulator 2-like. The transcript has 23 exons. The record is from RefSeq and is a predicted model, not a curated record. Lineage: Eukaryota; Metazoa; Chordata; Actinopteri; Anguilliformes; Congridae. Bases 184 to 3423 code for a protein of 1079 amino acids.